Molecule: messenger RNA, 2574 nt
Organism: Colletotrichum chrysophilum
Lineage: Eukaryota; Fungi; Ascomycota; Sordariomycetes; Glomerellales; Glomerellaceae
Exons: 2
Coding region: 1-2574 (857 amino acids)
Cellular component (GO): membrane; microtubule; cytoplasm
Molecular function (GO): GTPase activity; GTP binding; microtubule binding
Source: RefSeq, a predicted model, not a curated record
AUGGCUCCGACCAUCGACUCGGCGCUGGGGACGGCGGACAUGGCCAACGAGCAGCGCGGCCUGCUCGAGCUCAUUGACAAGCUGCAGUUCGCCCAGCUCGACAAUGUCAAGCUCCCGCAAAUCGUCGUCGUCGGCGACCAGUCCGCCGGCAAGAGUUCCGUCCUCGAAGCCAUCACGGGGACGCCAUUUCCCCGCGACGCUGGCGCAUGCACGCGCUUCGCGACCGAGAUCCGCCUGAGGCGGUCCGCCGAUGCGACGCUCAACAUCUCCAUCAUCCCCGACAAGAACCGCAACUUCAGGGAGCAGGAGAGGUUAAAACAGUUUGGCGGCGCGGUGGACACCGACAUGUCGUUUGAGUCGCUCAUGAGGUCGGCCGUGGAGCUGAUUGCGCCCAAGAACAUCCCCGGCCGCUUUGCCGCCCGCGACAUCUUGGUCGUUGAGAAGCGUGGGCCGGACAUGCCUCUCCUCACACUGGUCGAUCUUCCUGGUCUCGUCAAGAACGCCAAUAACGACCAGUCAAUGGACGACAUCAAGACAAUCGAGACGCUCUGCGACCGCUACAUGAAGUCCUCGCGCACCAUCAUCCUCGCCGUCGUCGGCGGAAACACCGACUACGUCCAGGCGCCCAUCCUCACCAAGGCGCGCCACUUCGACCCCUCCGGCAGCCGCACAAUCGGCGUCCUCACCAAGCCCGACCUCUGCGAGUCCAUCGGCCUCGAGGACAAGUUCAUUGAGCUUGUCCAGAACAAGGACAAGCAGAACUACUUCAAGCUCGGCUGGUACGUCCUGCUCAACCCGGGCCCCCGCGAUGCGGGCCAGCCGUGGCCCUCCGCCCGCGAGCGCAGGCAGCGCGAGGAGGAGUUCUUCGGCCGCGGCAAGUGGCGCGCUCUUCCCGGCUCAAUGUGCGGCGCCGGGGCGCUGAAGCAGAAGCUCUCCGUCCAGCUGCAGCGCCACAUCGGCCGCCACGUCAAGACCCUGCGCAAGCAGAUCCAGAACGCCCUCGACGACUGCGACGCCGAGCUCAAGAGCAUGGGCACCGGCAAGGACACCGUCGAGGAGAUGCGCAUCGAGCUUGUCGAGCUCUUCUCCGCGUCCAAGGAGCUCGUCAUCCCCGCCGUGUACGGCUUCUACAAGAACCCACCCGGCAAGAACUUCUUCCGCGCGACCGCCGACCCCCGCGGCACGCCCGCCCAGAACCUCCGCGCCCGCGCCAUCGAGGAGAACGAGAAGUUCUCCCACCGCAUCCGCCAGAACGGGCGCAAGUUCGGCUUCGCAUCUUCCACGGACCCGCGCUCGCCCACGGGCGCCGACGGCAGCGUGACCAUCUCCGACAGCGGCAAGCGCGACUUCGUGACCAAGGAGGUCGAGAUGCUGCUGCGGCAGAUCCGCGGCUCCGAGUUCCCGAUGGAUCCCAAGCCGCGCGCCGUGUACAUGCUCUUCCAGAGCUACUCGGAGAACUGGCCGCGGCUCGCGCAGGAGCACAAGGACAACCUCGGCGUGGUGUGCAACGAGUUCCUGAGCGAGGUCAUCGACUUUGCAUGGCCCGGGCGCAUGCACGACCCGCUGCGCUACAACUUCCUCGAUCCGCAGGUGAAGAAGCUGAUGGCGAGCGCGCAGGAGGAGCUCGAGCGCCUGACGCAGGACAUGAACCUUGAGAUCCAGCCGUACGACCCGGAGUACGAGGAGCGGCUGCGCAAGUGGCAGCUGGAGGCGACCAAGGACGGCGGGCGGUACACGGAGGCGCAGGAGGUGUGCGAGAAGAUGUUGAUCUUUUACGAGCUUGCAGCCAAGACGUUCAUUCGCAACACGAUCACGCAGGUUGUAGAGCGGCACUUGCUGCAGGGCAUGUAUGGUAUCUUCAACUCUGUGGAGAUCUUGAGCAUGCAGAAUGAGACGGUCGAGGGCAUCGCUGCGGAGAACAAGGAGACUAGGGACCGUAGGAUGACGCUCAAGGCGCAGAAGGUCGCUAUUGAGGAGGCUAAGGACAUUUGCGCCAACCUAGCCAUGAGGAAAGAGUUGAGGAUGUACGCCGAUGAAGACCGCGAUUUAGAAGAAACUUCAGACGAAGACGACGAAAAACCCCGCGAGCGCGAGACCCCACGCGAGACAAGCCGCAAACCAGUCUCAACCCCCGCGCCCGCGCAAGCACCGCCCGCCGCACCAGCCCACCGCCCAACCCGCUCCCGCGAUGACCGCGAACGUGAGCGCCCAGCCGCGACAUCCCAACCAGAGCAGCAGCAGCCCAACGGCAACUACACCUACGCGGGCCACCCGACGCCGGUGCAGACAGCGCGCCAAGAGGCCCCGCGCACCAACACGUCGACCUCGGAAUGGGAUGAAGAGUACUACCGUGCGCCCGCCCAAGCGCCUCCUGCGGUGGCGCCGCCCCCGCCUCCCAGGCCACAGAAGCUGAGGACGGAGGAGGGCCUCGCGCCUGAGGCGGCGUCGUCGUAUGUGCAGCGCUCGCCGAGCUCGAUCGGUGAGCAGCAGAAUGGGUAUUAUGGGCACGAGCAGGAGUAUACGCCGAGCUCGGGCAGGAGGGUGACGGCGAAGAAGCUCUUUGGUAGAGGUUGA